Messenger RNA from Piliocolobus tephrosceles (Ugandan red Colobus), 2249 nucleotides. It is a transcript of the gene SLC22A4, whose product is annotated as solute carrier family 22 member 4. The transcript is spliced from 10 exons. The record is from RefSeq and is a predicted model, not a curated record. Gene Ontology annotation, cellular component: membrane. Bases 227 to 1882 code for a protein of 551 amino acids. Gene Ontology annotation, molecular function: transmembrane transporter activity; ATP binding. Gene Ontology annotation, biological process: transmembrane transport; carnitine transport. NCBI's taxonomy places the organism in Eukaryota, Metazoa, Chordata, Mammalia, Primates, Cercopithecidae.
UCCCAAGUGUACAGUGGCAUCAAGCUCGGCGCAGAGCUCCCGGAACGCUCCAGCGCCCUCAGCCUGUUUCCCAGGACCGGUCCCCGGCUGCGCGCCCCAAUUUCCAACAGCCUGCCUGUCCCCCGGGAACGUUCUGACAUCCUUGGGGAGCCCCCAGCUACGCGACACUGUCCCGAGAACGCUCUCAUCACCCGUAGUUGCAAGUUUCGGAGCGGCAGUGGGAAGCAUGCGGGACUACGACGAGGUGACCGCCUUCCUGGGCGAGUGGGGGCCCUUCCAGCGGCUCAUCUUCUUCCUGCUCAGCGCCAGCAUCAUCCCCAAUGGCUUCAAUGGUAUGUCAGUCGUGUUCCUGGCGGGGACCCCAGAGCACCGCUGCCGGGUGCCUGACGCCGCGAACCUGAGCAGCUCCUGGCGCAACAACAGUAUCCCGCUGCGGCUGCUGGACGGCCGCGAGGUGCUCCACAGCUGCCGCCGCUACCGGCUCGCCACCAUCGCCAACUUCUCGGCGCUCGGGCUAGAGCCGGGGCGCGACGUGGACCUGGGACAGCUGGAGCAGGAGAGCUGCCUGGAUGGCUGGGAGUUCAGCCAAGACGUCUACUGGUCCACCGUCGUGACUGAGUGGAAUCUGGUAUGUGAGGACGACUGGAAGGUGCCCCUCACCACCUCCCUGUUCUUCGUCGGAGUGCUCCUCGGCUCCUUCGUUUCCGGGCAACUGUCAGACAGGUUUGGCAGGAAGAACGUUCUCUUCGCAACCAUGGCUGUACAGACUGGCUUCAGCUUCCUGCAGAUUUUUUCCAUCAGCUGGGAGAUGUUCAUUGUGUUAUUUCUCAUCGUGGGCAUGGGCCAGAUCUCCAACUAUGUGGUAGCCUUCAUACUAGGAACAGAAAUUCUUGGCAAGUCAGUUCGUAUUAUAUUCUCUACAUUAGGAGUGUGCACAUUUUUUGCAGUUGGCUAUAUGCUGCUGCCACUGUUUGCUUACUUCAUCAGAGACUGGCGGAUGCUGCUGCUGGCGCUGACGGUGCCGGGAGUGCUGUGUGUCCCGCUGUGGUGGUUCAUUCCUGAAUCUCCUCGGUGGCUGAUAUCCCAGAGAAGAUUUAGAGAGGCUGAAGAUAUCAUCCAAAAAGCUGCAAAAAUGAACAACAUAGCUGUACCAGCAGUGAUAUUUGAUUCUGUGGAGGAGCUAAAUCCCCUGAAGCAGCAGAAAGCUUUCAUUUUGGACCUGUUCAGAACUUGGAAUAUUGCCAUAAUGACCAUUAUGUCUUUGCUGCUAUGGAUGCUGACCUCAGUGGGUUACUUUGCUCUGUCUCUGGAUACUCCUAAUUUACAUGGAGAUGCCUACCUGAACUGUUUCCUCUCUGCUUUGAUUGAAAUUCCAGCUUACAUUACAGCCUGGCUGCUAUUGCGAACCCUGCCCAGGCGUUAUAUCAUAGCUGCAGUACUGUUCUGGGGAGGAGGUGUGCUUCUCUUCAUUCAACUGGUACCUGUGGAUUAUUACUUCUUAUCCAUUGGUCUGGUCAUGCUGGGAAAAUUUGGAAUCACCUCUGCUUUCUCCAUGCUGUAUGUCUUCACUGCUGAGCUCUACCCAACCCUGGUCAGGAACAUGGCAGUGGGGAUCACAUCCAUGGCCUCCAGAGUGGGCAGCAUCAUUGCCCCCUACUUUGUUUACCUCGGUGCUUACAACAGAAUGCUGCCCUACAUCGUCAUGGGUAGUCUGACUGUCCUGAUUGGAAUUCUCACCCUUUUUUUCCCUGAAAGUUUGGGAAUGACUCUUCCCGAAACCUUAGAGCAGAUGCAGAAAGUGAAAUGGUUCAGAUCUGGGAAAAAAACAAGAGACUCAAUGGAGACAGAAAAAAAUCCCAAGGUUCUAAUAACUGCAUUCUGAAAAAAUAUCUCCCCCAUUUGGUGAAGUGAAAAACAGACAAGACUUCGUGGAGAAAUCCGUUGUUCCCACUGAAAUGGACUGACUGUAAUGAUUGACACUAAAAUGAACCUUGCUAUCAAGAAAUGUUCAUCAUACAGUAAACUCUGGACAAUUCUUCCAGAAAAUGUCCUUGCUUUGCAAACCAAUCAUUUCUAGAGAGUCUCCUUACUCAUUAAUUCGAUGAAAUGGAUUGGUAAGAGGUCUUGAAAACAUAUUAGUCAAGGACUGGUAAAAUAUAUAUAAAGAUUAACACUCGUUUCCAAUUAUACAAAUACUAUCCAAAUAAAAAUAACAUCAUUGUAUUAAUGCAAAUAUUAGGUGACAACAA